AUGGUCAAUAUGGAGUCGGAGAAGAGCGGCCUGUUGCCGCCGUACAGCGCCGCGGCCGUCACGCCGCCUUCCGGCCAACGCCCCUCACAACACCAUCGCAAGCGGUGGUUGCGACCUAGCCGCAGCAUGAAGCUGAUCGUCGGAUGUCUCGCCUUCAUUGCGUUUGCCCAAUGGAAGCAGCUGUCCCUUCUGCCCAGCCGCCAGUCGUCUAGCAACCUGUCCGUCGACCGCCUGCAACAGGAUCUGUCAACUUGCGCCAAGCUGCGACACAAGCCCCAGGACCCAAUUGGUCUUGGUCGCGAGAAGAACGCUCGUUAUGUUGACGGUCAGCGCCCGACGCUCAUUCGGAACGCCACGAUCUGGGUUGGUGAGGCCGUCGAAGGAACUUCCCCGGAAGAUGCGCGUGCUGGCAAGGGUUACUCGUGGAUCACCGCCGACGUUCUGAUCGGGCAGGGCCUCAUCCAAAAGGUCGAGGCCGAUAUCUCCCUCGACUCUCUUCCCGAGGAUAUCCAGAUAUGGGAUGCCAAAGGCCGUCAACUGACCAGUGGCAUCAUCGACAUGCACUCCCACGCUGGUGUUGGCGCUCUACCCGAGCUCAAUGGCAACCAAGACGUUAACGAGCUUUCCGCCGAUAUCACCCCUUACGUCCGAUCCAUCGAUGGCCUCAACCCCCUCGACCCACAGAUCCAGGUCAUCAAGUCUGGUGGCGUCACCACAUCCUUGGUCCUGCCGGGCUCUGGUAACAACAUUGGAGGCGAGGCCUACGUUAUCAAGCACGCUGUUGGCAAGGCUGACGGCCGCACCGAAUUCUCGGCCGAAGACAUGCUGGCUGACCCAGACCGUAACUGGCGCUACAUGAAGAUGGCAUGUGGAGAGAACGCCAAGCGCGUUUAUGGAAAGAUCGGCCACGGCCCUUUCUCCCGUCUUGGCGAGAGCUGGGAGUUUCGUCAUGCGUUCGAGCAAGCUGCGAAGCUUGUGCAAGAACAAGAUGACUGGUGUGCUGCCGCCGACAAGUUUGGUGUUGAAAGCCAGACUUCGUAUCUGCCGCAGGACCUCAAGUGGGAGAGCUUGAGUGCUGCAUUGCGCGGCCAAGUGCACAUCAACACUCACUGUUACACAAUCCCUGACUUGGAAGCAUUCGUGGACCACACCAACGAGUUCAAGUUCCCCGUUCGCGCGUUCCACCACGCUCACCAAACUUUCCUUGUGCCCGAGAUCUUGAAGCGAGUUUGGGGAGGUCGCCCGCCCGCCUCUGCGCUUUUCGCCGACAACAUGUACUACAAGUCGGAAUCGUAUGUAGGCUCUGAGUACGCCGGCAAGAUCCUAUGGGAGAACGGCCUUACGCCCGUAUAUGUCAGCGACAACCCUGUUCUGAACGCCCAACAUGUUCUUUUCGAGGCUGCCAAGGCAUACAGAUACGGCCUUCCCUACCAUGCCGCCCUGUCGAGUGUGACAUCUGCACCUGCUGAACUGCUUGGUCUCGGUCAGCGCAUCGGAAAGAUCAAGCCCGGGUUCGACGCUGAUAUCGCCGUUUGGGACAGCGAUCCUCUCAGUGUCGGUGCUGCACCGGUGCAAGUCUGGAUCGACGGAGCCGCCCAAUUCUCCGACCCCUUUGAACUCAAGAAGCCCCUGACCGGGCCCAUCUCUCCUGACCCAAAGCUGUCAAACACAACAGAGGAGACAACGGAUUUGGAAGAAGUGGUCUUCACUGGCGUCUCCAACGUCUGGCUCUCCGACGAAGACAUUCGCACGGGUGGCGACGAGACUGUUAACGUUGUCUUCGCCGACGGUGCUAUUAAGUGCAUUGGCGCCUGCGCCGAAGAAGUAGCAACCGCCAAGUCUGCGUCGAAGAGGGUCAUCGACCUAAAGAACGGCCACAUAACCGAGUCUUUCACUGCCUUUGGCUCUUUGAUUGGUCUCAACGAGAUCGACAACGAGGGCGACACGGACAACGGUCGCAACCCUACCGGCUUCAGCCGCGGUCUUGACGGGCUUGUCCUGGACAACAAGAAGCUGCAUGUGGCCAAGCGGUAUGGCGUCACCAAGGGUAUCUCGGCGCCCAAGUUCACCGGUGGUUUGACGCACUCCGGCACGAGUGUCGGCUUUAACACUGAUGCUCGGCACGCUCUUGAAAAGGGUGCUGUCUGGAGCGAGGACGUGGCAGUUCAUCGCACGCUGACGCUGGCUGCCAAGAGAGGCGACAACCCCUCCAUCUCAAGCGCUGUUGGAGAGCUCCGACACAGCCUCUUGGAGGCGGUUGCAACCAACGACACGGGGUCAGACCCGUUCUCGGAAGCUGCUUACCUCAAGAAGGUAGUCAACGGAGACCUUCCCUUGGUCCUGACGAUUCACAGCGCCGAUGCUAUUGUGGCUGCGCUGCGAGUCAAGGCGACGGUCGAGGAGGCUCUCGCUGCCAAGCGCCAGUCCACGGAAUCUACCAAGCUUCGCGUCGCCAUCAUUGGAGGUGCAGAGUCUCAUCUUGUCGCGUCUGAGCUGGCAUCCGCUGGUGUCGGCGUGGUCCUUGCCCCGUUCCAAUCGUACUCUACCACCUGGGACCAGAGACGUUCGCUGACCGGUGCUCCUCUCACGAACGGCACCGCCAUCGACACUCUUAUCGAUGCGGGAGUCGUGACCGCCAUCGGAUUGGAGGAGGACUGGCUCAUCCGUGAUCUGGGGCUUCUCGCUGGCAUUGCGCAGAAGAAUGGAAAUGGUCGGCUGAGCGAGAAAAAGGCCUUGGAUUUGGUUUCCACCAACGUUUACAAGAUCCUGGGCAUCGAAGAGCAGCAGUCCAGGAAGGCUCGCCACUUUGUUGUAUACGAGGGCAGCCCCCUCGAGAUUGGAGGACGAAUCCGCGCCGUUGGCAGUGGCCGUGACACGGUGUCUGUGUUUGUGUAA
This is a messenger RNA of Colletotrichum higginsianum IMI 349063, 2895 nucleotides long. RefSeq names its product Amidohydrolase. Lineage: Eukaryota; Fungi; Ascomycota; Sordariomycetes; Glomerellales; Glomerellaceae. Bases 1 to 2895 code for a protein of 964 amino acids. The transcript is spliced from 2 exons. Gene Ontology annotation, molecular function: N-acetylglucosamine-6-phosphate deacetylase activity. The record is from RefSeq and is a predicted model, not a curated record. Gene Ontology annotation, biological process: N-acetylglucosamine catabolic process.